Messenger RNA from Daldinia caldariorum, 2052 nucleotides. RefSeq names its product fungal-specific transcription factor domain-containing protein. Bases 1 to 2052 code for a protein of 683 amino acids. Gene Ontology annotation, molecular function: zinc ion binding; DNA binding; DNA-binding transcription factor activity, RNA polymerase II-specific. Gene Ontology annotation, biological process: regulation of DNA-templated transcription; DNA-templated transcription. The record is from RefSeq and is a predicted model, not a curated record. The transcript has 6 exons. NCBI's taxonomy places the organism in Eukaryota, Fungi, Ascomycota, Sordariomycetes, Xylariales, Hypoxylaceae.
AUGGCAUCAAGCUCGUCGGGAAAGCCACCCAGGGUGCUUGCUUGUGUCCUAUGUCAAAAUAGAAAGAUCAAAUGUGACCGCAGAACUCCAUGUUCCAACUGCAUUAAGGCCAACGUUGCCUGUACUCCAAGUACUCCCGCCCCUGCACGCAAGAGGCGGAGGCCGAAUCAAGACUUGCAGCAGAGGCUCGCCCGGUGCGAAGAGUUGCUGUCCGAGUAUGCUACUGCCAAACCGCCCGCUCCUUCAUCCGUCGGGUCUCCGAGCCAAGAUGAUUCUUGGAAACCACUCGGGAAACUGAUUGUCGACGAUGGCGGCGUCAAAUUCAUAGAUAGUUUCUUAUGGGCUACUAUCCAUAGCGAGCUCUCGGCGAUGCGCGAGAUACUCGAGGAUGAAGAAACAGUAGACGAUCCAUGUACUCCUGCCGAUUCGCAGACUUCCGAUCUCGACGCAGGUCUUAUAUUAUCAGAUACUUCUAACACUGAUUUAGAAGAGCUACAUCCUCAACCAGCUCACGUAUUCCGCUUAUGGCAGAUUUUCAUCGAAAGGGUCAACCCAUUAACCAAGGUGAUCCAUGUCCCUACAGUCCAGCCUCUACUUGUCGAAGCGGCAGCAAGUAGAGCAAAGAUACCUAAGAAUGCCGAGGCUCUAUUGUUUUCUAUAUAUCUAAUGGCUACCGUGGCUCUAACCGAGGAUGAAUGUCUAGAAAGAUUUGGGUGUACUAAGGACGUCGUUUAUACUCGCUUUUCCAAGGGUUGCCGUUCGGCCUUAAUGCGUAUCGGUAUUCUCAGAAACUAUGACCUUGUUGUCCUACAGGCCUUAGUGUUGUACUUGUUCUCCCUGCCCGGCCAUUACGACCGUCAUGCGGCAUGGAUUUUAAACGGUGUCACGGUAAGGAUUGCGCAGAAGAUGGGCCUCCAUAGGGACGGAGAAUUCCUCGGACUCUCGCCGUUCGAGACUGAGAUGCGACGACGCAUAUGGUGGCAAAUUAUCUUACUUGAUGCUAUGUACGCGUUGAUGUCUGGUUUGGGCCAUUCUCUUCUACCGCGCUCCUGGGAUACGAAACCGCCUCUAAACUUGAACGACUCGGACCUUUACCCUACCAUGACCACUAUUCAGCCCAAGGAUAGCCCUACAGACAUGAUAUUUCGCCUCAUAUGUUGCGAGCUAAGUGCAACCAUGGUUGACACCCCUGAUAUUCAUACGGUUAUUAUGCAAAAUGAGAUGGGCGUGGACAAUCCUGAACCUGAAAAGAUCGAAAGGGCAACUAGACGCAUCGAUGAGCUAGAUAAGAAUUUGAUGGAAAUCCUAACCAAGUAUAGCGAUCCCUCGAUGGGACCUGUGCAUGUGUUAGCAGCCGAGACGGGGCAGAUAAUGAUCGCCAAGCUACGAGAACUCGUCUGCCCGAUUAGGAGUCAACCGGAAUGGGGCACGGAAAUCUUAACACCUCAAGACAACUUAUUCAAGCUAUCUCUCACAGCGGGCGAGCAAAAUUUAAGGAUGUACCAAAUACCUCAGACGAGAGGCUUUUUUCUCUGGUUUAUGAUGUCCCAUUUUCAAAUAGAAGUUUUCAUAUAUAUGGUCGGGCAGCUUAGCACUCGCACAUCUGGACAAUUGGUCGAAAGAGCAUGGCGCGUGGUCGAAUUGAUUUACCAAUACCAUACAGAAUUAUUCGAUCUCUCGAUAAAAGCGCACAUGGCGUCCGCUAUCUUCACAAUCCGUGCUUGGAAUGUGCGAGAAAAGGUGCUACGGGAUACCGCGUGCUCUCCUCUGGAGACGCCGGACUAUAUAGCCAGGCUGCUGAGUAUCCUUCCACCCGAGGAAGCUAGGCAUACGCGCACUAGCGAGGCACCCAGCGCGACGGACUUAAGCGUGAGCCAUGCCACACCUGCACAGCCUAGCACAGAGCUUCCGUGGGAUCAAAUGCUCGGGUUCGUCGAUGCCAAUUCCAUUGAUUGGAGCGAUAUAUUUGCAGCUUCGGCGGCACCACAACCGCAACCAAAUUACGGCGCCUAUUCAACGGUUUUCGGUGGAAACUCGAUCAACUGGAUGUAG